Messenger RNA from Mustela lutreola (European mink), 558 nucleotides. RefSeq names its product ubiquitin carboxyl-terminal hydrolase 46-like. The coding region runs from base 1 to 558 and encodes 185 amino acids. Gene Ontology annotation, biological process: protein deubiquitination. Gene Ontology annotation, molecular function: cysteine-type deubiquitinase activity; cysteine-type endopeptidase activity. The transcript is spliced from 3 exons. The record is from RefSeq and is a predicted model, not a curated record. Lineage: Eukaryota; Metazoa; Chordata; Mammalia; Carnivora; Mustelidae. Gene Ontology annotation, cellular component: cytosol; nucleus.
AUGACGUUCAUUGGAUCAGCAGCAUUUCCUAAAUUGAUUGCUUUGAAGAUUUCUGUUGACGUGGAGCAGAAUACAUCUAUUACCCACUGUCUGAGAGACUUCAGCAACGCAGAAACACUGUGUAGUGAACAGACCUGUUACUGUCAAAUGUGCUGGAGGAAGCAGGAGGCCCAGAAAAGGAUGAGAGUGAAAAAGCUGCCCAUGAUUUUGGCCCCGCACCUGAAGCGGUUCAAGUACAUGGAGCAGCUCCACAGGUACACCAAGCUGUCUCACCAGGUGGUCUUCGCCCUGGAACUCUCCCUCUUCAGCACUUCCAGCGAUGUCGUGCAAAUGGACCACAUGUACGACUUGGUGGCUGAGGUGGUUCACUAUGGCAGUGGUCCUAAUCCCCGGCAUUGUAUUACUAUUGUGAAGAGUCGUGGCUUUGGGCUUUGGUUUGAUGAUGACAUUGUAGAGAAAAGAGAUGCCCAAGUUAUUGAGGAACUCUAUGGCCUGGCAUCAGAUGUAUCAAAAAAUUUAGAAUCUGGAUAUAUUUUAUUCUAUCAGUCAAGAGAAUAA